AAAAAAAACAACCAUCCUUCACUUUUUCCUCCUUCCUGCGUAAACAACAAACAUGUGCGGGGACUUGUCACACGAGUCGCGCGUAAAGUCUGUUUUAUAUGUUUCUUUUUUCCCUUUUUUUUAAAGUGGGACCUGUGAUCGUAAACGUUGUUUAACGAGGGGGAAUCCAGCCCACAUAUUUAUUGCAGCCGCUGAAAAAAAUCUCCUCAAUAUCCCCCAAGAUGGCCGCCGAUGUAGGAUCGAUGUUUCAAUAUUGGAAGAAAUUUGAUCUACGGCGGCUUCAGAGGGAGCUAAACUCUGUAGCGUCUGAGCUGGCUGGUCGACAAGAGGAGAGCGAACAUUCCCACAAGCACCUGGUAGAGCUGAGCAGGGAGUUCAAGAGAAAUGUCCCUGAGGAGGUCCGGGAGAUGGUGGCACCUGUUCUCAAGAGUUUCCAGGCCCAGGUGGUUGCUCUGAACAAGCGCAGUAAGGAGGCCGAGUCUGCAUUCCUGGGAAUCUACAAACAGCUUAUCGAGGCCCCAGAUCCAGCUCCGGUGCUGGAGGCCUCACACACCCUAGAGGGUAGGCUGCAGCAGCUUCAGAGUUCUGCCCCAGACAGCGAGGCCCUGGUACGAGAGAUUAGCAGGCACUGGAAGAAGCACCUGGAGAGCCUUGAAAAGACAGAGUCUUCAGACGAUGGUCCGGCAGUCUCAGGGGCAGUAGUGUCAGACAAGGCCCACAAUUCCAGCUCCCCAGCCUCCAUGAUGAGCCCCAACACCACGCCGGUUCCUGGGGCCCCAGGCUCCCCACAACAGAACUACCAGGACCAAGCUGAGGGCCGAGGGGAGGAGGAGGAGGAGGAGAGCGCCACUGCAAGUUCAGCUGACAGACUCUUAGAGUCUCAGGAGAAGAUCAAGAGUCUGCACUCAUCUCUGAACACCGCACAGACAGAACUGCUGGACCUGAGGUGUAAAUACAACCAGGAGAUGGCAAACAAAGCAGAGGAGGUCGGUGCCAUCUUGGCAAAUCUUGAGAAAACAAACCAGAAAGCUGAGAAGGCCCAGAGGGAAGUGGAGCGGCUAAAGGAGCAGCUAGCCAGUGGCCAGCAUGCCAACACAGUGAACUGCCAUCCAGCAGAGGGCACGAGCAGGGAGAACAAUGAGAGGGAUGAGGUUCUGCCCUCCCAGCUGGAGGCCGCGCUUCUGGCUAAAGACCGCGAAAUCCUCCAUCUACUUGAAAAAAUCCAGCGGCUGCAGUUCACACUACAGGAAGUCCAAGAGACCUCAGCCAAUCAGAUACUAGAGCUGGAACGCCAGCUGGCCUAUAAAACAGAAGCUAUAGAGAGAUUAGAAACUAAACUGCAAUCCCAGAUGGACUAUGAAGAGAUUAAAACCGAACUGAGUAUCCUAAAGGUAAUGAAGCUGGCUUCAGCAAACGGCAGCUCGUCCCAGGAUUCUGCUAAGGCAGCAGAGGCUCUUUUGCUGGAUAAAGAGGCCUUUCUUCCGUCUCACAAAUACCUAAUGGAUAAAGCCCGAAUUUUGCACAGCAUUGAUGAUGACCAGUCCGAGGAUGCAGGUAGGGAGAGGGGCAGGCCGCCAGGCUCUCAGUCAUCCUCCUCUCAGGCAGAUGGUCGUGCUUCCCCCAGCCCUGGCCCCACCCUGGACGGCUCCUCCUCCAGCCAUGAUCUCCCCCGUCCUUUCUCUGUGUCGCCAUGCUCUGGGGAGAGACUGUCAGGAGACCACCUCCUCCACAAGCAGCUGCUCUCCCCACACUUUAAAAAGGAAAGCCUAAUGGCUUUUCCCACCGCCCUCUAUGCAGCCAAAGUCGCCCUCAUGUCAGCCACCCAAGGGUCUGCGGGUGCAGGCAGCAUCGAGGCCGGCUUACCCAGUGACCAGUCGGAGAGCGGCAGCUCGAUCGCAGGAGACGAAGACCAACUUGACACGGCUGAGAUCGCCUUCCAGGUGAAAGAGCAGUUGCUGAAGCAUAACAUUGGCCAGCGUGUGUUUGGCCACUAUGUGCUGGGCCUGUCUCAGGGCUCAGUCAGUGAGAUCCUUGCAAGACCCAAACCCUGGAGGAAGCUGACUGUGAAAGGCAAAGAACCGUUUAUUAAGAUGAAACAGUUUAUCUCUGAUGAACAGAACAUCUUGGCUCUACGGACCAUCCAAGUCCGCCAAAGAGGGAGCAUCACUCCGCGCAUCCGAACUCCUGAAACUGGGUCAGACGACGCCAUUAGGAAUAUCCUGGAGCAGGCCAAGAAGGAGAUCCAGUCCCAGAGGGGAGAUCGGAAAAUGGAUUUCAGAAUGCUUCAGCGUCAGUGUGUGGGUCUUUCUUGCUUAGGUGAUGGCAAGCCGUCUCUAAACAGCUUGUCAGGCAGGAGCAGUAAUGGGGCAGGCAGCAGCUCUGACGAUGCCAUAAAGGGCAUCCUAGAACAGGCCAAGAGGGAGAUGGAGGCCCAACAGCAUGCCUUGAUGGAGAUGGAGGCCUGCGGGAGGGCCCAGACUGCCAGCUCAGUAGCUCAGGUAGAGCAUCUAGGGACCCCUGAGCGUUCUAGAGGCCUGGCUUUACCCAUCUCUAUCAAACAGGAGGAAGGAGGCUGCGUCACUGUCUGCAUGGCUAACCCCAUCAGCAGCCCUCAGACACCCCUCAGUGUCCUCUCCCCUGCUGCUUUCGUCCAGAACAUCAUCCGCAAAGUCAAAUCAGAGAUCGGUGAAGCAGGAACCUACUUUGACCAGCACUGGUCUCAGGAGCGAGGGCCCAUGCUGCUUGGAGUCGGAGGCAGCUCUCGGCCCUUCAAUUCAGUCUCUCCCUCCCUGUCUUCCUCCUCCUCGGGACCCUCUGCCUUGCCCCGGUCCUGGCCCCGCCUGGAAAAUGGCGAGUGUCUGUCCAACAGCGAGGAGGCUUCUGCUGCUGAGGACGAGCUGGGCCUUGGCCGGCCAGUGGAGGUGAAAGUGGAGUCAGACACAUCAGUAAGCGGGGAGUCACCGGGCCCCGGUCCUGGACGGCUUUCCUACUACCCGGCGUAUAUCCCCCGUGCCCUCAAGCCCACUGUGCCGCCGCUGACUCCGGAGCAGUAUGAGAUGUACAUGUACAGAGAGGUGGACACCCUCGAGCUGACCAGGCAGGUGAAGGAGAAGCUGGCAAAGAACGGCAUCUGUCAACGGAUCUUUGGGGAAAAGGUGCUCGGGCUCUCUCAGGGCAGCGUGAGCGACAUGCUGUCUCGGCCCAAACCAUGGAGCAAGCUGACCCAGAAAGGCAGGGAGCCCUUCAUCCGCAUGCAGCUGUGGUUACUGGACCAGUUAGGCCAGAGUCUCAGUCAACCCACAAACCAGGGCCUCGCUCAGGAAAUAAGCCCAGUGACAGCCCAUUCCUCGCCCUCCCCGCCUCCUAGCCCAGCAGAGAGCCACCCAAGUCCACUGGUUGAGCCUGUCAGCCUAUCCCUGGAGAGCAGCAAGGAGAACCAGCAGCCUGAAAGCCUGGGACUGGGGUUGCCCCCCCACCCAGAGGGGGGGAAAUCCACCCCCAGUCUCAUGUCCCUGCAUCAGCCUACAACCCCUCUGGGUAUCCAGGAGCUGGUGGCCAUGUCUCCAGAGCUCGACACAUAUGCCAUCACCAAGAAGGUCAAGGAGGUGCUAACAGACAAUAACCUAGGCCAGCGUCUGUUUGGGGAGACCAUCCUGGGCUUGACUCAAGGCUCUGUGUCUGACCUGCUGUCAAGGCCCAAACCGUGGCACAAACUCAGCCUGAAAGGCAGGGAGCCAUUUGUUCGUAUGCAGCUGUGGCUCAAUGAUCCUCAUAAUGUGGACAAGCUGAGGGCCAUGAAGAAGAUGGAGAAGAAAGCUUAUCUGAAAAGGCGCUACGGGCUGCUGAGCACCGGCUCAGAUAGCGACUCACCCAGCACCCGCUCUGAGUGUGUGAGUCCAGCCUUCGGCUCGCUGGACUUGUGUCCCUACAGCCAGGUGAAGAAGCCUCGGGUGGUGCUGGGAGCUGAGGAGAAGGAGGCACUGAGGAAGGCCUAUCUCCUGGAGCCCUACCCCUCACAGAACACCAUUGAGAUACUGGCCUCCCAGCUUAAACUCAAAACUAACACAGUCAUCAACUGGUUCCACAACUACAGGUCCAGGAUGCGAAGGGAGGUGCUCAUGGAGGGUCUGCCAGACAAUGACACAGAUGCUGAGCACCACAGCUAUUCCCCAUCAGUGACACGGAGCCCCAACUCUGAUGGAGAGGACAGGAGGCUGCAGCAGUCCUCAGGACACGUCCACUCCAACCAUCCUCUUAGCACCAACUCUGCACAGCCUCAUGUCAAACAGGAGACACUGGAUAGGGACGACGAGGCGGGGGAGGCAAUGGAAGGCUCCAUGAAACAGUCAAGAGUUAAGUGUUUUUCUACACAGUUCCCCCCGUUGAAAAGCGAACACGAGGAAAGUAUCGAUGGAUGCCACGAGUCCCACUUGGCUGGCCAGAACCUUAGGCUGGAAGACGGGAUGAGCAGUCCAGCUAAGGGGCUCUACCAUGUUGCAGUCUCCAUAGAUGCUCCUCAGAGGUCCAACCAGUCCAGGCAUGAGGGGGAAGACACCAGAAAGUCACCCAUUGACCCGGUCAGCUUCAAGGCUUCAUCAGAGCCCUGUCGUAGCAGCCUGGAGGUCUCCCUAAACUCACCCUCUGCUGCAUCCUCACCAGGCCUCAUGAUGUCCGUCUCGCCUGUCCCCUCCUCAUCUGCUCCCAUCUCGCCAUCGUUGCCAAACCCCCCCUCAACUAGCACCAAUCACAGCCUUGACCCGAACCAACUCCCUCCUUUCCAAAGCCCCAAACUCAAUAGAAGCACUCAGAGACGUAAUGAGAAAAUGGCCAACCUCAAUAACAUCAUCCACAGGCUAGAGAGGGCAGCCAAUCGGGAAGAAACACUGGAGUGGGAAUUUUAAGUCCCCCUUUGCUUGUAUGUAGUCUGGAUGGCUGUCACGGCACACAUAAGAAUCUCAUAAAGAAGCUUCCUGGAGACUUGGAACAGAGCCUGGCUUUCAAAGGCCUGCCAUCUUAGACUUAUAAGUCAUAGGAAAUGAAAUGCAGAGCUAAAAAUGGGGCUGAGUUCCCUACAUGAACGAUAAGAGUUCACAAAAAAUUUAUAAUUGCAUAUUUCUUUGUUUUUUUCUUUGUUUUUUGAUAAUGCAUACUACUUUUAAAUAUAUGUGACAGCAUUAGCUGUUGUUUUACCUAUUGGACUUGACAUAAGACUUUUGCAGCUAUGGUGUCAUAAAAUGUACACUAAAGUUCUGUAGAUUGCCACUGGGUGAGAUUAUAAAAGACCCCUGUCUUAAGCCAUUAAAAGCACUAUAACUAUUUGAAAAGAGACAUUGACCAAAUUUGCUACUUUUUGAAUAGCAGUUUUUCAAAUUUUGUCUGUAAGACUGGACAGUUUAAGUCAAGUAACAUGAAAUCCUACUACUGACUGAGGGAUAGUCCUUUAAGACUCUAAAUAUUCAACAUCUUGUAUGUACUUAGUUUCUUGGUGAUAUGUUUUGAAAUAUUUGUAACUCUCGUAUAAAAUGUGGUUGUACAUGUUGUAGAAUUGUCUGCAAUAGCCUUCUCUAAACCUGAUGUAGCAUGGUACUCACCUGACCCUGUUAUCUCUGUAGUUGGUCACCUGUGAUUAUACUUGAGCGAAAACAAGAGAAAAAAAGUUGAAAACCCUUCAAAAAGUAAGAAAAAAUGAGAUGUUAAAAUGAGUAGAGUACUUUUGGUAUUUUCUUUAUUUUUUCUUUGAAUAAUCCUUGAGGUUUACAGUUUAGGGCCCUUGUGCUACUGUUAGUAAGUGAAACAUUCACUUCACAUGAGCACAGUUUACAUGAUUUCUUUCAGACUUACCUCUCGGACCCUCUAAGGCACUGGUUCUCAGACUGUAACAGGCCAAGACGCACGACACCUGGUUUACCUCAGAUUAUGUUGAUGCACAUCAUGCUAUGACCAUAUGAUUCAUUCUUAUACAUUAACAUGACCCACACUUAUUGAAAUUAAUUGAGGGGAAUUGCUCUGUAUCAUACCUCAGAAAAGAGGAAGUCAUACAUGAAGCAGAUGACUACUUUAUACCAAGCAAAAUCAGUCCUCGACAAAGAAUAUGCUGCUGUUUGAACAGAAAGGGAGCUAAUAAUUCCUUUCCAUGUGUGUAUUAUGAUCCUCCUAAGGUACCUGAUUGAGUGCACUUUCUCAAGUGGGAAAUUUUCUGUAAAUAAAAUUAUGUGUACUUGAUCAAACACCUCAACCUCUAA
Messenger RNA from Notolabrus celidotus (New Zealand spotty), 6242 nucleotides. It is a transcript of the gene cux2b, whose product is annotated as cut-like homeobox 2b. Gene Ontology annotation, biological process: regulation of DNA-templated transcription. Gene Ontology annotation, molecular function: DNA binding; DNA-binding transcription factor activity, RNA polymerase II-specific. Lineage: Eukaryota; Metazoa; Chordata; Actinopteri; Labriformes; Labridae. The record is from RefSeq and is a predicted model, not a curated record. The transcript has 22 exons. Bases 222 to 4901 code for a protein of 1559 amino acids.